AUGGUUAAAACUGAUAGGCUUUCUCCGAAGAAAAAGAAAAUAGCACCUGGCCCCAGGACCCGUUCCCGAGCAAAUGAUGCGAAUUUAUGUGAGAAGGAUCCCUUGCAUGCUACGCGCAAAAAAGCAAGUAAAAAGGUCCCCGCCAAGGAGGGAGUUGAAAGUUCAACUGCUCCAAAGCUUCUAAAUCCGACAUGUAGUAAACUGUUAAAACAGUGUGGUGAUAUUCAAAGUGGUUCUAUUGCUGCCUAUGUCGCAUUGCGCGAACGUCAAAAGCAAAAUCUGGAACUUGACCCAAGGAUUGAGGAUGCUGGUGAAUCAAGUUUACCAAAUGAAGUUGAAGAAGGCGAACCAGCUCCUAAAAGGUUUAGAGGAAGAUCAAAAAUGUAUAAAGUUCACGGUAGGACUGCUAAUGAAAAGGUGGUCAUUACAUUGAACAAACAAAAUCAGCCAAUUGGAGAUAAGAAGGUUACAUCUGAGUUAAGUAACUUUCUUGGUACGCUGGUUAAGGAUCAUGUGUCCAUUACUCAUGUUAACUGGCAUGUUGUUCCAGAAGACCUAAAGCAGAAAAUGGUGGACUACACUCUGGAAAGGUAUGAUAUCCCUGAUGGAGGUUUGAAGUGGAUAAACAAGACACUAAAUACUUGCUGGAGAGUGCAUAAGUCCCGGGUCAAGAAGGAGCAUUACACAAAAUAUGACACCGAUGAGCAAAGGCUUGAAAACAGACCUCUUGAAAUACCUCUUGAGGAUUUUAAGUUGUUGCUGAAGUAUUGGGCAGAUGAAGGAGUUCAGAAACUUGCAAGGGAUAAUACAUCCCAUCGUAAUUCAUAUGCUGACCCACAUACUCUCGGUCGUACACCUCUUGUUCAAGUUAGACAAAAUUUGAAAAACACAGACCCUAAUCUUCAAUCUCCAUCAAAUGCUAAAGUGUAUUUUAGAAGCCGCAAGCGCAACCCAAAGGUCACGUACAAAUCAAAUACCGAAGUCAUUCAAAAACGAUUGGAUUCCAUUGACGAGGUGCUGAAAAAAGGGAAUGAUGCAAACGAGUUGCUUCCCAGUGGCGAACAUGGAGCAGAGUGGCUCGUGGGAAGGAAAGGUGACAUGCCUAGCUCUGAAAACAAUCCUACUACUCCACAACCUUCUGUUGCUGAUUUGAAGCAGAUAACUCAAGAGCUAGAGGCCAAGUUUAACAGAAAGCUUCAAGGUAAUAUGGCUUGGAUGUUAAAAAAACUAGCUGAGGCGAAUCCGGGGAUGAAAAUAGAUAUUGGGGACUUUUGUGCCGCUGAGUCAAGUGAUCAUGAUGAGAAUGGGACUCCUUUUGGCAGUGGAACUCAAGUCACUCCUUUGGCCAGUGGAACUCAAGCUACUCCUUUUCCCAGUGGAACUCAAGGUGAAGGCAGUGAACGCAACACAAUCUAG
Molecule: messenger RNA, 1416 nt
Organism: Daucus carota subsp. sativus
Lineage: Eukaryota; Viridiplantae; Streptophyta; Magnoliopsida; Apiales; Apiaceae
Exons: 7
Coding region: 1-1416 (471 amino acids)
Source: RefSeq, a predicted model, not a curated record